AAAAAAAAAAAGAUAUACUAAGAGAGCUCUCACAUAACCAAAAAAAGUUUUGAGGAAACCCCAAAUCCACAAACCCCACUUGCAAUUUCUCUCCCCAUCUCCCAUCGCUCUCUCUUUCGUUUUCUUCGGCUGUGAAGCAACAGGAACUGCACAAAUCCUUGUUUAGCUCAUCUUCUAUUCCUGGAUUUGCACAAAAAUCUCUUAAAUUUUCGGUUUUUUUGUGUGGAGAAAAGAGACGGAAUCUCUCGAAUGCAAUGUGAGGAUCAACGAAGAAGAAGACAAGCAAUAGUUUCUGUUUUCUCUGCGAGGCACGAUAAUGGUGGCUGCGGCAAUUUCCAGCACUGACCCGAGAAACCCACCUCGAGAUCGACAAGAAAAACCUCAAUCCGUCGCCAACAAUGGCGGGCAAAGAAGACCCAGAGGCAAACAGGUUCCUUCUCGCUACUUAUCUCCUUCUCCUUCUCACUCCGUCUCCUCCAACACCACAACCACCACUACCACUACCACUACCACAUCUUCCUCCUCGUCUUCUUCGUCCUCUGCAAUACUGAAGACAAGUAAACGAUACCCAUCGCCUUUACUCUCUCGCCCAACGAAUUCCGCUUCCAAUUCGAUCAAAACGCCGUCGUUGUUACCCAAAAGGUCGCAAUCGGUAGACCGUCGCCGACCCUCGGCGGUUCCGGUCACUGUAGGUACCAGUGGCACCGAAAUGUCGGCGGCGACUAAGAUGCUUAUCACUUCCACCAGGAGUUUGUCUGUUUCCUUUCAAGGUGAAGCUUUUUCGCUCCCGAUUAGCAAAAAGAAGGAGGCCGCUACGCCUGUUUCUCACCGGAAAUCUACCCCGGAGCGGCGGAGAUCGACGCCGGUUCGAGAUCAGAGGGAGAAUUCAAAGCCAGUGGACCAGCAUCGCUGGCCCGGAGCUUCUCGGAGGGGAAAUUCCGAUUCGGUUGUGCCGAAUCCGCUUUCUAGAAGCUUAGACUGUGGCAGUGAUAGAGGAAAGCUCGGAUCUGGGUAUGUGGGUAGGUCAAUGUUGCACAGUUCGAUGAUUGAUGAGAGUCCUAGGGUUUCUAGUAAUGGAAGGCUGAGUUUAGAUAUGGAAGGUAGGGAUGAAUAUUUGGAAACUGGAGAUGAGAGCCAGAGAAGAAGACCAAACAAUGGUUUGACGUCUAGCGUUUCCUGUGACUUCAAUGCUUCUGAUACUGACAGUGUUUCUUCUGGUAGCACCAAUGGUGUCCAGGAAUGUGGCUCUGGUGUUAAUGGUGAAAUCUCUAAAUCAAGAAGCUUGCCUCGUAAUAUAAUGGCUUCUGCUAGGUUCUGGCAAGAGACUAACAGCCGGCUAAGGCGGCUGCAGGAUCCGGGCUCGCCGUUACCCUCUAGCCCGGGCUUGAAAACAAGUAGCAUAUCAUCAAAGUUUGGUCUUUCGAAACGGUUUUCUAGCGAUGCUGUUCCUUUAUCGUCUCCUCGUGGUAUGGCUUCCCCUGUAAGAGGUGCCUCUAUUCGCUCUGCUUCACCGAGUAAGCUUUGGGCGACUACUACUUCAUCUCCAGCUAGGGCGCUCUCGAGUCCUUCUCGAGCGAGAAAUGGAGUUUCUGAUCAGAUGAACGCUUAUCACCGCAACAACUCGCCUUCGAUUCUUAGUUUCUCUGCUGAUAUCAGGAGAGGGAAAAUUGGGGAGGACCGUGUUAUGGAUGCGCAUUUGCUGAGGCUUCUGUAUAACCGUUAUCUGCAGUGGAGGUUUGUCAAUGCGAGGGCAGACUCUACUCUAAUGGUGCAAAGGUUGAACGCAGAGAAAAAUCUGUGGAAUGCAUGGGUAUCUAUCUCGGAACUGCGCCACAGCGUUACGUUAAAACGGAUCAAGUUGCUUUUGCUAAGGCAGAAAUUGAAACUAGCUUCUAUUCUGAGGGGACAGAUGGGUUAUCUAGAAGAAUGGUCUCUUCUGGACAAAGAGCAUUCAAGUUCUUUGUCGGGAGCAACCGAAGCCUUGAAAGCCAGCACGCUUCGUCUACCAAUUGUUGGAAAAACCGUGGUUGAUAUCCAAGACCUCAAGCAUGCUGUUAGUUCAGCUGUCGAUGUAAUGCAAGCUAUGUCAUCUUCCAUAUUCUCGCUUUCCAUGAAGGUGGAUGAAAUGAAUUCUGUGAUGGUUGAAACCGUGAAUAUAACUGCAAAGGAAAAGGUUUUGCUUGAAAGAUGCCAAGGUUUCUUAUCCAGAGUAGCAGCUAUGCAGGUUACAGAUUGUAGCAUGAAGACGCACAUAAUACAACUAAGUCGGAUACCAAUCACAAGCAGCUUGACUUCACAACUGUAGAAAGAAAAAACUGAUAUGAUCUUCCUCAAGAGAACAGAUUUGUUCUUUAUGACUACAACUACUCUCACCAAGAACAGAUUUGCUAACACGGGCCUUUUCCUCCCUCGAAUCCCGACCUUAUCGUUUUCAAACCAAGAUUAAGGUGAGAUUCGCAGGUUUAUUAUCAUCACCAUCAUCUCUCUCUUGUUUCUCAGUAGUUCUACGUUUGCUUUUUAAUGUAAGAUUGCAGGUAAUGUCUCUAAAGUAAGUAAGUUUAGUUUUGUAUACAAAAAGAUUUUCUAAUGGCUCUUUGGCUUGUGUAUAUAUAAAGCUGUAGUAUGAAUCACACUGAUUUUGUCUUUUUUUUCUUUAGUUCUAGAACUUGUCGCCGUUUUUAAUGUUAAUGUUUAAGAUGUCAUGUCGUUUUAAGUUUCCAUCAAUCUCAACGUGUUGUUGUCUGUGUUUUGAAAAGCAUUGAAGGGAAUCUAAACCCUAAAAGCAAGUACAAGUAAAAGAGGACACUCUCAAC
This is a messenger RNA of Thlaspi arvense, 2813 nucleotides long. The record is from the annotation of a GenBank genome assembly. NCBI's taxonomy places the organism in Eukaryota, Viridiplantae, Streptophyta, Magnoliopsida, Brassicales, Brassicaceae.